UUCUUUAGCUCUUGUUUUACGUACAUCAGAAAUUGCAGGCCUCCGAAGUUUCAGAGAUUACAUAAAAUAAAACUCGGCAACACCAAUCCACUGCAUAAAACUUACAACAAUGGCGGACGAAGCUUCACGAGAUCACCAUUUUGACUACCCACUACUUAUACAUCUCUACUUUUCGGCUCAAUUCCACCACAUGGGUCUUGCAGCUCUGAUAUUCCUCCAUUGAUGGAGCUUGUAUCGAGGUGGCGGUGAACAGUAAAUUUGAUUUUAUUCAAGCAAAUAUAUUUAAAAAAAAAAAAAGGAAGAAGAAGAAGAAGAAAAGGAAAGACAAGCAGCCGUAAAUCAUGCCCACACGACUCCUACAAGCGAGGACAGCCAUUUAACCAGUCUCCCAUUCUUACUCUUCUUCGCAUAAAAAAAACUGCAAACACACGACAAAAAAUACUAAAAAUAAAAACAAAAUAAACAAACAAAAGAAAAAUUAUUGUCUGUUUAAACCAAAAUUUCUUUUUUUUUUUUUUUUUUCUCUCUCCCUUCCUUUUUGAUUCUGGGUUCUUCAACCUCUCGCUCUCAAACUCAAAAACCCAUCUACAUGAGAAAACUCUGUCCAAAUUUUGAUCGAGAAGAUGGUCUGGAGACAAUCCUGGAGGUCCCCAUUCCCGAAGAAAUGUUCAGCAACAUGGGUAACAGCCUCGCAGUACGAUGGCAAAACAUGUUAACAUGGAUGAAAGCUCAGACUUCUGAUAAAUGGUCACAACCCAUCAUCGCCGGACGGAUUAACGAGCUCCGAUUCCUUCUCUACCUCGUCGGAUCUCCUCUCAUUCCUCUCCAAGUCCAAGUCGGCCAUUCCCUCCACAAACCCGUUAAAGAUUGCUCCAUUCAAGCUUCAACAGCCAAAUAUAUAGUACAACAGUAUAUAGCCGCGACGGGAGGACAGCCGGCGUUGAACGCAGUGCAUAGCAUGUGCGUGACUGGUCAGGUGAAGAUCACGGCAUCGGAGUUUCAUCAAAGCGACGAGAGUUCCAACGUGAAGAGUUCGGAGGAAAUGGGUGGAUUCGUGUUAUGGCAGAAAGAUCCAGAUCUAUGGUGUUUAGAACUUGUAAUAUCCGGGUGCAAAGUAAUCUGCGGAAGCAAUGGAAAACUCUCAUGGCGCCAUUCUUCUAACCAACAAACACCCAUCUCCAAGGGUCCUCCAAGACCCUUACGUCGAUUUUUACAGGGAUUAGACCCAAGAUCCACAGCGAAUCUCUUCCUCGACGCAACCUGUAUAGGAGAGAAAAUAAUAAGUGGGGAAGACUGUUUUAUCCUCAAGCUCGAGACGAGUCCCGCCAUUCGUGAAGCACAGAGUGGACCAAACUACGAGAUCAUACACCAUACAAUAUGGGGAUACUUUAGCCAGAGAUCUGGCCUGCUGAUUCAGUUCGAGGACUCGAGAUUGCUGAGGAUGCGAACCAAGGAUGACGACGACGUGUUUUGGGAGACGAGUACGGAAUCCGUGAUGGACGAUUACAAGUACGUGGAUAAUGUGAAUAUAGCUCAUGGAGGGAAGACCAGAGUUACGGUUUUCCGGUACGGGGAGCAGUCGGCGAACCAUAAGAGGAAUAUUGAAGAGAGGUGGAAGAUUGAGGAGGUGGAUUUUAAUAUAUGGGGGUUGAAUAGGGAUCACUUCAUGCCGCCGGCGGAGACUGGAAGAAACCAGUGAGAUUAUAUCAGGGUUGGUAGUGGAGUCGUCUGAGUGAGA
Carica papaya (papaya) is the source of this 1738-nucleotide messenger RNA. RefSeq names its product spindle assembly abnormal protein (DUF620). The record is from RefSeq and is a predicted model, not a curated record. Lineage: Eukaryota; Viridiplantae; Streptophyta; Magnoliopsida; Brassicales; Caricaceae.